Messenger RNA from Scleropages formosus (Asian bonytongue), 5678 nucleotides. RefSeq names its product far upstream element (FUSE) binding protein 1 (gene fubp1). The coding region runs from base 111 to 2168 and encodes 685 amino acids. The transcript has 20 exons. Gene Ontology annotation, molecular function: RNA binding. The record is from RefSeq and is a predicted model, not a curated record. Gene Ontology annotation, biological process: regulation of DNA-templated transcription. NCBI's taxonomy places the organism in Eukaryota, Metazoa, Chordata, Actinopteri, Osteoglossiformes, Osteoglossidae.
UCGACAUCCGGGUCCCGCCUCCUCUCCUUGUCGCAGCACUUUCCGCUGGCUUUCAGCGAAGCCGCCAUCUUGUCUGCUUCGCUCGCAAGAAGAUUUUGUGUUUCUUCAGGAUGGCCGACUACUCCAGCGUGGCUCCCCCGUCCUCUAACUCGGCUGGCGGGAUGAACGACGCGUUUAAAGAUGCACUUCAGCGCGCCCGACAAAUUGCUGCCAAAAUCGGAGGCGAUGGUGGAGGUGCCCCGCCACCAGCGUCCAAUGAGUUUGGCUAUGGAGGGCAGAAAAGGCCUUUAGAAGAUGCAGAUGACUCUUGGACAAGUCCGAAUGGUAGAACACACUGGGAGGGAUUGCACUCUCCUUUCACAGAUCAGCCUGAAACAAAGAAAAUGGCAUCACAGAAUGAUCCGUUUGUUUCGGGAAUGGGAGGAAUGAAUGCUGCGCCAAGAUCUACCUCUGAGGAGGUGAAGGUUCCAGAUGGCAUGGUCGGAUUCAGUAAGUUUAUUGGAAGAGGAGGCGAGCAGAUAUCCCGAAUACAGCAGGAGUCUGGUUGUAAAAUACAGAUUGCUCCUGACAGUGGUGGCAUGCCUGAGAGGUCUGUGACAUUAACAGGAUCUCCAGAUUCAAUCCAGACAGCAAAAAGGUUGCUGACGGAGAUUGUUGAGAAAGGCCGACCGACGCCAGGGUUUCAUCACUCAGAUGGACCAGGCAUGUCAGUCCAGGAGAUUCUUGUCCCAGCCUCUAAAGCUGGCCUUGUGAUAGGCAAAGGGGGCGAAACAAUAAAACAGCUACAGGAACGUGCUGGGGUGAAAAUGGUAAUGAUUCAAGAGGGACCGCAGAAUACUGGGGCAGACAAGCCUCUCAGGAUUUCUGGAGAGCCUUUUAAAGUACAGCAAGCCAAAGAGAUGGUUAUGGAGCUGAUUCGAGAUCAGGGGUUCAGGGAGCAGCGGGGCGAGUACGGCUCAAGGAUGGGAGGUGGUGAUAGCUUGGAUGUUCCAGUCCCAAGGUUCGCUGUAGGCAUAGUGAUUGGAAGAAAUGGAGAAAUGAUCAAAAAGAUUCAAAAUGAUGCUGGUGUGAGGAUUCAGUUCAAACCAGAUGAUGGUUCAAUGCCAGAGAGAAUAGCUCAGAUCAUGGGGCCGCCAGAUCGGGCACAGCAUGCUGCUGAAAUAAUCUCUGACCUGCUGAGAAGUGUGCAGUCUGGAGGUCCCCCAGGCCCUGGUGGUCGGGGCAGGGGCCGUGGGCAAGGCAACUGGAACAUGGGCCCACCUGGAGGGCUUCAGGAGUUCACCUUCACUGUCCCUGCCAUGAAGACGGGGCUCAUUAUUGGGAAAGGUGGAGAGACCAUUAAAAGCAUAAGCCAGCAGUCUGGUGCCAGAAUAGAGCUACAGAGAAACCCCCCUCCUAAUGCAGACCCCAACCUCAAGAUAUUUUCAAUCCGUGGGUCACAUCAGCAGAUUGACUACGCCAGACAGCUGGUGGAGGAGAAGAUUGGUGGUCCAGUCAGCCCAAUUGGUGGUCCCCAUGGACCUCCAGGUCCACACGGAGGACCUUCUCCACAUGGCCCUCCAGGUCCUCCUGGACCACCUGCUCCAAUGGGUCCAUACAAUCCUGGACCUUACAACCAGGGACCCCCUGGACCACAUGGACCACCAGCACCCUAUCAACCACAAGGCUGGGGUAAUGGCUUUCCACACUGGCAGCAGGGUCAGCCAGACCCAGGUAAAGCAGCAGCAGAUGCCAAUGCUGCUGCCUGGGCUGCAUAUUACUCUCAGUACCAGCAGCAGCCCCAGGCACCCAUAGCCCCAGCAACUGCUGCUCCCGGCACAGCUCAAACCAAUGGACAAGGUGACCAGCAGGCUCCAGGUCAGAGUGGACAGGCAGAUUACACCAAGGCCUGGGAAGAAUAUUACAAGAAAUUGGGUCAACAGGGGCAGCAGCCGCAGGACUACACAAAGGCUUGGGAGGAAUACUAUAAGAAACAAGGCCAAGCUGCUCCACAGGCUGCAGCAGCUACUCCUUCUCCAGCAGGAGGGCAGCCAGACUAUAGCGCAGCCUGGGCUGAGUACUACCGGCAGCAGGCAGCUUAUUAUGGGCAAGGCAGCCCCCAGACCAUGGCCGGAGCACCAACCCAGCAGGUACACCCCUCAAAGUUUUCUUGUCCCCCAUGUCUGUAGAGUGCCUCUAUUCUGUGGACCUCUAGUCUCUCUCAGUAAUGAAACUGCAUGUGCAGUACUUGUUUGUGCUAACCUUUUCCUCUUCAGGUGUAGCUGGUCACCAGAGGAGCCGGUGUCUAGAACUAACAGAUCUUUUCCCCCUUGCAGGCUUCUUUUAUUACCUUUUUUGCGCUCAGUAGAUGUUCUUGUUGUUAACCCUCAUAUGUAUUUUUUUUAUGUAUUUCUUUUGCACAGGGCCAGUAAUGUGAAGUGGACAUAAAGUAUUUGCUUCACUGUCGAAAAAACCUUUGUUAAAUGUUUGGAUGCAGACGCCUUGAUGAAGAUCUUAAUUUCUUUGGUUUAAAAAGUGUUCAGAAAAUUCCGGGGGCAGUUUUUUUCCCUUUUUUCUUGUACAAAAAUGAAGUUUGUUUUUAGUGUGGUUAUAAUAGAUUUGGACAUUCCAGCUCCUGUAUUUCAUAUGUGGUCAAUGCUCAUGUUUAUAAACUGUAGUAAUUUCCAUGUAUAUCACCUCAGUUUUAAAAUAUGCCUGUUGUGUUUUGCAAUAAAACAAAAUGAAACCUACUGUGUUGGUAAGUUGGGUGAGCAAUGUGGGUGAAAUUAAACCUUGCAAGUUCCUUAGUAAAUAUUAAGAACUGAUGCAGACUCUUGGCUGUCAAAAUUUGCUGACGGAAAGUUCCAGUGUCCUGUCUCUCUCCAACUUUACGUGCAGCUCCUGGUUUUAUAUGAUCGUUUUGAUUUGUACUAAAGUGUGCUCAGACAAAGCGUAAACCCGAUGAAAUGUCAGCGAUACAUUUUUUAAUAGAAAUGUGGUCAUUUCUUUACUGCUCUUUUUAGGAAUAGGCGCAUUUGUGUGGCUUAGUGUUUUUGCAACUUAUGCAAUUUAGUACUGUUACAUUUUCUUGUACUGCACCUGAUACCUUUCUGACAUGGGGUAGCUUGUAUUGUUCAUGAGUGAAUCCACUUCUUCCCUCACAGCCAAGUUUUAGAAAAGCGGUAAGCAAGAGUAUUUUUACGAAAUGUUACCUGAAAUGUGACUUUGUUACGGACAUUAUAGUAUAUUUGCUGCUUUUUUACAGCACAGGUAAAUCUUCCCUGCUUUGACAUUUGCAAAAGUGCUGAUAUUGUUUUUCCCAUUUUUUUAGUGUCAAAAUUCUGUUUAUUGGCUAACGUAAAAAAAAAAGGUUUUCGUAUGACAACGUGAAUGCACAGUCGGUUUUUGCUAUGCUAUUGUGUUUCAAAGUGCAUCCAAAGUGCAUAGGCUUGUAGGUGUUUAUGGGUGAGGAAGCGUAUGCUGUCAGUCUCCGUGAUUUGAGGCUUCAGGGGCCGUUACCACUGUAAGUACUAAAUCGUGAACAUUAAAGAACAGUUUUCUUUCAAUGUACUACUUUGAGAGAAUGAAAUGUAGUGUAUUCUGCUAGAAACUGUAUUUCUUAAAAAAGGAAUUCCCAUCUCAUCAUGGGGUAAGUAUCACAGUACUCAAAGAGCACACAGUGAAAUUUGUUGAUGUGAACCCAUUUUGAAACUUAGUUUUUAGGAUUGUGAAUUUUGAUCGUGUUUUGCAAUGACCAGUGAUGUGCCUUUUCAGGCUGUCAUUUGAAACAAACUGGCAUUGUAGUUGUUUUCUAGGCCGCUGCACUUUUUUUAAGGAGCACUUGCCAGUUGGACCGUUCUGUUUUGAGCUGUGAAAUGUGAGUCUGUUCCACAUAUAUGUAAGCAUAUUCACUGUCAAAUGCAACUUGGCAAGUUUCUGUGUUCACAGGAAAUGCUUGCACCAAUGAUAUUUUGAAGAUAUUACCGUGGUACCCCAUUUAAUUCUAAAAAUACCAUUGUAGCAAAGAAACUAGCAUAGUUAAAUUCUCUUGCUAAAUGAGCAUUUCAUUUUUUUCAGAAUUAUGAUUUUGUGUGACUUAAGAUAGUUUUAACAUGUCACAGGUAGCAUGUGCAGCUAUGUUGCGUGUAUCGGUAUAAGGCAGCAUGUAGACAUAUAUGCAGUUUGUUGUUACACAGGAGUGCUUCAGUAGAUGUCAGUGUUGUGCAGUGAGCGUACUUGAACUGAAACUGAUAUGCCAUUUUUUGUACUGGAGGCUGUUGUAUUUAAUCGGGUGAAUAACUGAAUUUUUUUUUUACUGAUGGCAAACGGUGCAAUAUUUAAUCUUUGCAGCAUCACCCAGACCUUGCAUCUUAGGUUCUGCUGCAGUAACACAGGUAAGCAUGACCUAAGGACACCAGUGUUUGACCUGUGAAUGAUCUAUAUAUUUUUGUUUGACUUGCCUGUAUGGUUUGAGUAAAUACAGAGACUGCAUUAAGAAAAGUUGUAGUGGUGCCUUUAAACCAUGUUUGAAAGUAAUGACUUUCAGGCAGAGCAAAAUGAGCAACAGCCUUCGUUUGAGUAUGUUCAUGAAUGACUUGCAUGGCAUAUUGUAAUGAAAUGUGAGUUAGGUAUUUGAUGCAAAUGUUAUACAGAAAAGUUUGCUAGCCCAUUCAGUUAGGAUUGACAGUGAGCCCUUUUUGAAUUCGUAUGACUUUCAUAUAGGCCAGCUUUUGAGUGCAUUAUAUUUUAUACACAUUGUCUUAGUGUGACCAUGUUGCCUAGAACUGUAGACAUUUUUGCUUUUUUCCAUAGUCACUAAACAAAUUGCAUGCAGUUGCAAGCUUUCAGUGAUUACAAAUUGGCCUUCGCUUAGAAAGAAAUGAAGCAGAUGAUCGUAAGUUGUCAUGUUAUCAUUAGUGUUCAAACAUGUGAUGACUCGAAUUGUAGUGCAAUUAUUAAAAAAUGCUGCCUUCAUUUUCACACACAGUGUUGAAGAUGCUCCAAGCAUAGUUCAUAGAAUCAGGCCCUGAGCUAGUUUGUCCCUAAGGAGGAAUCCUUUGAGUCUAUUCCACUGGUGAACAUAGACCAUUCAAGUGCUCCCGUAAUAAGGUAAACUUGAGGAACUUUUGAUGAUUGCUAAAUUCAUGUUGCUGUACGUCUUAGGGUCUGUAAUGCUGUCUAAAAACAGAAUUGCACAUUCAACUAAUAACUGUACCAUGCUAUAAAAUGUUAGGUGUCCAGUGUCUUAAGUCAUUGCUAGAUGAGCAUAUUUAGUUCUCUUUACUAGGACUUAGUACAUGCUUUUUUGUAGUUGGAUUUAGACUUGGAACUGUUUCUUUUGACUAAGUGACAGGUUCUUUUUGGCAGUAAAUUGGAUAGUAAGUUGUCUUAUGUUCAAAAUCAUCUGAUCUAAACUUGCAAGUUGAUGGUUGCCCAAUCUCUGGCUGUAUAAUACUUCAUGUGCAUGCUGUGCGCGAUGUUUUCCUUCUGAGUAAAGCUCUCAACAGAGAAUUCGUGGGGGGUAUAGAAAUGAAGAGCAACAGAAGCUAAUGUGGGAAUAAUGGAAAAGGGAGCAUGCUUUAGAGGUAAAGAACAUGGUUUGUGAUCUGUAUAAUUUCUGAAUGUAUUUUAUUUCUAGAAGUGUCUGUUUCUAGCUGAGCAUUGUUCCCAUGUUCAACAAUAAAUUUGUAAUGACUAAA